Babesia microti strain RI is the source of this 5217-nucleotide messenger RNA. RefSeq names its product DNA-directed RNA polymerase I subunit A1. Gene Ontology annotation, biological process: DNA-templated transcription. The record is from RefSeq and is a predicted model, not a curated record. The coding region runs from base 1 to 5217 and encodes 1738 amino acids. Gene Ontology annotation, molecular function: DNA binding; DNA-directed RNA polymerase activity. The transcript has 4 exons. Gene Ontology annotation, cellular component: RNA polymerase I complex. Lineage: Eukaryota; Apicomplexa; Aconoidasida; Piroplasmida; Babesiidae.
AUGUUGGACUUUAGUACAGCAGUCACAAGUGAGAUAUCUGGCGCUUAUUUCACUCUUCUGACCAAUGAAGAAGUUGCUGCCUUAAAGCGUGUAAAUGUCAAUAGCGCAGUGCCAUUCGACGCCAAUGGUGCCACAAUCAACGGGGUUCACGACCCAGCUAUGGGCACCAAUGACGGGCGCGACAAAUGUUCCACCUGUAAUGGUACUAGUGAUUGCAAUGGCCAUUUGGGCAUUAUUGAAUUUCCGCUACCGCUCUAUCAUCCCCUGUUCAAGUCCAGUCUGGUUAAGCUCUUAAAGCUAAUGUGCUUUCAAUGUUGCAGACUUAAGAUUCCGAAUAAAAGAGUCAAGGAAUUUCUUAUAAAAUUUCGGCUCUUACGCAGUGGACUGAUUUCUCGAUUCGCAAAGUAUAGUCUUCUGACAAAUUUAUCUAAAAAGUCCCGUAUGGAUAAGUUUGAAAGGUUGUUUAAGAAAGAGCGUAGACUCUGUCUGGAAGGUUUGCGAAAAAGAACGGCUUACCACAAGAUAGUAAAAAACUCUUCCACCAUACUACACCUUUAUGAGGAGACAAGGGAGAUUUUUUUCGGGUUAAAAAACCUGCAAAAAUGCCACCACUGUAAGUCCGCUUGUCCUUCCAGUAUAAAGGCUGCAGGAGAUGGUACAACUGUGGAUAUUCUUUGGGGCAAUUCAAUUGACUAUAUUUCCAAACACUACAACAGAUCACAAGAAGACAAAUCUCACGUUACUGCAUUUGAGCUAAUUCCGUUUAUCCAAAAAUUAUUUGAGGCACAAAGCAAAAUACUCAAGCAUUUAUUCCCAUUUACAAUAAUGAAUGGACAUGGGUCAUUUUUUAUGUAUAAUAUGUGUGUUACACCUAACAAAUUUAGGGCUUACUUGCCCAUUGAGGGUAAAAAUAAGGUUUCCCUCCAUUCUCGUACGGCUUCAUUAAUUACCAUUGUUAAAACAGUCAAUGAUCUCAAUAAUUUGCUCAAGUCAGAAAACCUAGGUACUGGAGUUGCAACUAUUUCUAGCAAUGUAAAUAAAUUACAGGCCGCGUUGAAUGCCCUAGUUGACUCUACAUCCACAGCAACUAAUAGUGCAGGUAGUGUCAAGAAGGAUUCAUUUCUUGCAACCAACCGCCCUGGCAUUAAACAGCUUAUCGAGAAAAAAUCGGGAUUACUUCGUAGUAAUAUGAUGGGUAAAAGGGUAAACUAUUCGGCACGGAGUGUAAUUGCCCCUGAUUGCUUCUUGGAUACCAAUGAGAUUGGAGUGCCACUCAGAAUUGCCAGUUCUUUGGACUUCCCCGAAAGAGUGACUAGGCAUAACAUCAAGUUUCUUAUGAGAUUGGUUGAGAAUGGCCCAUAUAGGUACCCAGGGGCCAAUUAUAUAAGGCAAGGUAAGGCAUUGUUUUUCCUUGGGGGGCUAUCAGAUAUGGCAAGGAAAGCUAAGGCAAAGUUACUAUCCAUCAAUACGCCAGACCGCCAGACAAUUGUGUACCGGCACUUAUUGCAGGGAGACGUUGUGUUAAUGAACAGACAACCUACACUGCAUCGUCCGGGAAUAAUGGCGCAUUUUGUGAGGGUAUGUUUAAAUCAGAAAACAUUUCGAUUAAACUACGUCAAUUGCAGUACCUAUAACGCCGAUUUUGACGGUGAUGAGAUGAAUAUGCACGUUCCACAGGACCAUCUAGCACGGGCAGAAGCAGAGGCCAUACUUGAUGCUGACGCCCAGAAUUCGGGUCCUAAAGAUGGAAAUCCUAUCCGAGGUUUGAUCCAGGAUCACUGUCAAAGCGGUGCAAUGCUUACCCACAAGGAUACAUUUUUAACUCGGACCCAAUUUAAUGACUUGGCUUUUGAGGCACUCCAAACGGCUUUUAGGAACAACAUGUAUACAAUUUAUCCUAAUGAUGACGGGGAAUACAACGACAAUUGCAGUUUUAACACCGUGUACAAAGAUAAAAACAACAUUAGCGUUGAUUGGGACUUAUGGCGUAACAUGCCCAAGUUAUAUAAACGGUCCGAAAUAUCUUCUUUGUACGAUAAACUGGAUAUAUCGGUCAUAAUGGACCAACCUGCCAUAAUAUAUCCCGUUAAACUAUGGACAGGGAAGCAAUUAAUUACAUGUAUAUUCAAGUCGCUGAUUGAUUCCAUUGCCAGGUAUAGGCUAGGAGAUAUUGGCUACAGGGGUAUAAAUUUCACGGGUAAUUCCAAAAUUCCGGACAAUGGUGAUGAUACUAGCAUUAUAAUGCAAAACAGUGAGCUUUUGAUGGGUGUGUUGGACAAAUCUCAAUUUGGUGCAACUCCGUUUAGUUUGUGUCAUGUAAUAAACCAGUUGUUGGGUCAUCGAGCCUGCGGUGCCCUUUUAUCAAGUUUUGCCAGAUUAUUCACGACUUUUUUAAGAUCCUACGGUACAACUUGUUCCAUUGAAGAUUUCAUGCUCAAUCCUAAACCAGAGCUGGAGAGGGUUAAGUUAAUUAAUUCGUUGACACUUAAUGGAUUUUAUUUGCAAUCACUAUUUGCCACGGCACUAGGGCAUGGUACAGAUAAGGAGCCUAAGCAAUCUGAUAGAUCCUUUUCUGAUGAUUUUAUAUAUGAUAAUGGCAUAAAUGGGAUGGAUAUUAUGAACAUGGACAAGCGGCCUAGGAGGGAAAUAGAUCUAUUGGGUACAAGUGAAUCAGUUACUAAGAGGAGAGGAGGACAAGGCACUCCAUACAGUAUGGAAGAGCGUAUAAUCCCGGAAUUUUCAAUGCAUUCUGACUAUUUUACAGAUUCUUAUUCUAUUAACAAAAGUAACAACUUACCUCAAGUUAUGGUAUCCAAGUACUACCCUUCCUGGCUUUACCAAUCGCCCAAUCGUGGCAUAAACUCUUCAGAAAGCACCGUAACUAGGUGUAACAAUUGCUUUGAGGAGUUUAAUCAAAAUUCAAUGACACCAAAAGAUGUAAAAUUAGGGUACAGCUUAUCUCCAAGAAGUGCAGAGAAGAAUGGCUUUAAAUUUUUUUAUCCGGGGAAAUUGACACACAAAAACUCGCAGUUUGAGGAGAUACUAUUCAAUUCAAAGCUUAAAGUGCUAUUGGACAAAUUUUUCAACAAGUGCCAAGGUAAACUGUCCAGCAGGAUCCAAGACCUAAUGGAUGAGGCCAGUCGCAUAUUAUUUCCUAACAACGGUUUUUUGCGUAUGAUCAAAACCGGGGCCAAAGGUUCAAUGGUCAACUUCAUUAUGAUAUGCGGUAUGCUUAACCAGCAAUCGCUCGAGGGCAAUCGAGUGCCAAUAAUGGUUUCCGGCCGUACCUUGCCCAGUUUCGGUGUGUUUGACUUUGGCACUAGGGCUGGUGGGUUUGUUACUGAUAGAUUUAUAACAGGCCUUAGGCCACAAGAAUACUUUUUCCACUGUAUGUCUGGCCGCGAAGGUUUAAUUGAUACGGCAGUUAAGACUUCAAAAUCUGGUUAUUUGCAACGGUGCAUAAUCAAGGCUAUGGAAGCUGUAAUUGUACACUACGAUGCCACAGUUAGAGACGCAGAUGGUACAAUUGUGCAAUUUAAAUAUGGAGGGGAUGGCAUUGACUUAGCCAAAUCGCCAUUUCUUCACAAGCCGCAACAUAUUUUACAUAAUAUAAACCUUUUGCCAGAUAAAACACUGGAUGGUAGGGCGGUAACAAUUGACCAUGAAACUCUAGUUAAAAUGCUGGAUUUGAUACCAUCAUUAAAUAGUUCUGGCAAAUUAACUGCAAACUUGAGUAACGAAGAAAGGAGGAGACUUGGCCAUUAUUUAACAAAUUUUAGUGUUGCCUCGGGCGAGCCGGUGGGUUGCUUAGCUGGCCAAUCAAUAGGAGAGCCUGCAACACAAAUGACCCUUAAUACAUUUCAUCUGGCCGGGCAUUCGGCCGCAAAUGUUACGCUGGGUAUACCUAGGCUGAUAGAGAUUUUGAUCCACUCUGGUAGCACUUGCAAGCCAGUAAUGGCCAUCCCAAUUCUAGGCAAUUCAGCUCAAGAAAUUAGCGACAAUGCCAAAGUUGCUAUUAGGAGUUUGUUGACUAUCAAACUAUCAGAGCUGAUAAAUUCCAUAGGUAUUGACUCAGAUUUAAUUCUUCUAGAUGGAUAUUUGGGCAAUGCUGAUGCUAGAAAUCGCAUUAUAUGGGAAUACACAGCGACCUUACAGUUUGAAAAUUUGAAGAAUUUUGGUAAGGUCAAUUUAGGUGUUUCAUUGGACGAAAUACUUUCAAGUGCCAAAAAUGCGUUAAUCGCUUUUACUUUGCGCGUACAAUAUUUGAUUUCUGUCACUGUGGAUAUGCACAAUAAGUAUCAAACAUCACCCCAAAUGGAUUUUAUCCAGGAAUUUGUCAAUAGGUACUAUUUCAAGGAAACAUUUGGGAAAAUUGACAAAUUAGCUGAACGCUACAAGCGCAAGGUGUUUAGAUGUACAAUGACUAGGGGAAAGGUAGUAGGCAGCAAGGCACUAAAGUCCAAAUAUGCCACUUUUUAUCACAGUCUUAAGUUUUCAAAACAUCUCUGGCUGAUGGAAUAUAAACUUAGGAUUCCCUUUCGAAAGUGCCCAUACAAAUUAUGCUUGAUGCAGAUACUGAAAAAUUGUGUAGACGCUCAGGUUGUAAAGAGUGUUAAAGGUGUUAAAAAUCCGUUUAUUGUGCAUAAAAAUACCAUGACAGGCGCGGAGUAUGAACUUCAGUGCUCUGGUAGUAACUUGAAUCUGCUUAUAUCCCUAAUAAAUGAUGGUCUUGAUUGCAACAGAGUUACAUCUAACGAUAUAAUCGCUAUACACCACACUUAUGGGAUAGAGGCAGCGUAUGCCAAGAUUAUCCAAGAGCUAAAAAUGGUAUUUGCCUCCUAUGGUAUAUCAGUGGACCACAGGCACCUAUCUCUAGUAGCUGAUUAUAUGACAAAUGAUGGCGAUAUAAAGGGGUUUUCACGUUAUGGAAUUGCCAGACAUACGUCUCCACUACAGCAAAUUUCAUUUGAGAGCAGCAUGAAAUUUUUAACAAAGGCCACUGAGAGGAUGGCACAGGACAAUUUGAAAAGCCCUUCCGGUGCCCUUGUAACUGGUGCUCGAGUUUUUGUAGGUAGUUCCCUAUGCGAUUUACUAUAUCAAUUACCGGCAAAGAAGGCAAAAUAUCGCAGGCCAAAGCCAAGCGAUUUCAAGUUUUUAGAUCAGCAAGAAAAUGAAAGUAAUGAGUCCGAGAUUAGUGAUGAUGUAAUGUCAAAUUGA